AUGCUGUGGCACCGGCGGCCCCGAGGUUCGCGGCAUUCACGGAACGCAUCUCCAGAGUUCAGCCAGCAGGCUCAUGUGAAACAGAUGUCAGAAUCAAGCUCCUCCACCGUUCUGGGAGCCUCAUCGGUGUCCCACCGUUCCCCUGGGCCGUUCCGGGAGCCUCAUCGGUGUCCCACCGUUCCCCUGGGCCGUUCCGGGAGCCUCAUCGGUGUCCCACCGUUCCCCUGGGCCGUUCCGGGAGCCUCAUCGGUGUCCCACCGUUCCCCUGGGCCGUUCCGGGAGCCUCAUCGGUGUCCCACCGUUCCCCUGGGCCGUUCCGGGAGCCUCAUCGGUGUCCCACCGUUCCCCUGGGCCGUUCCCGGAGCCUCAUCGGUGUCCCACCGUUCCCCUGGGCCGUUCCGGGAGCCUCAUCGGUGUCCCACCGUUCCCCUGGGCCGUUCCGGGAGCCUCAUCGGUGUCCCACCGUUCCCCUGGGCCGUUCCGGGAGCCUCAUCGGUGUCCCACCGUUCCCCUGGGCCGUUCCGGGAGCCUCAUCGGUGUCCCACCGUUCCCCUGGGCCGUUCCGGGAGCCUCAUCGGUGUCCCACCGUUCCCCUGGGCCGUUCCGGGAGCCUCAUCGGUGUCCCACCGUUCCCCUGGGCCGUUCCGGGAGCCUCAUCGGUGUCCCACCGUUCCCCUGGGCCGUUCCGGGAGCCUCAUCGAUGUCCCACCGUUCCCCUGGGCCGUUCCGGGAGCCUCAUCGAUGUCCUGGCCCAUGAGAUGA
This is a messenger RNA of Ochotona princeps (American pika), 762 nucleotides long. Its product is annotated as tetra-peptide repeat homeobox protein 1-like. The coding region runs from base 1 to 762 and encodes 253 amino acids. The record is from RefSeq and is a predicted model, not a curated record. NCBI's taxonomy places the organism in Eukaryota, Metazoa, Chordata, Mammalia, Lagomorpha, Ochotonidae. The transcript has 2 exons.